This is a messenger RNA of Raphanus sativus (radish), 390 nucleotides long. RefSeq lists its product as uncharacterized. The coding region runs from base 1 to 390 and encodes 129 amino acids. The record is from RefSeq and is a predicted model, not a curated record. The transcript is spliced from 3 exons. Lineage: Eukaryota; Viridiplantae; Streptophyta; Magnoliopsida; Brassicales; Brassicaceae.
AUGCUAUCUGAGGAAGUGUCUCAGCUUCAAACCGAGGAUGACGAUUCGACGGGAUCGACCGGCUUGCCUCGGGUUCGGAUCAACCAAAUCGUUGAAGCGUCGGUUCCAAAGAAGAAGGGCCGUUUGUUCGGUUUGGCUCGUCGGUCUCCCUCGGUUCCGUCUGCUUCUGCACCACCACCGUCCUUUGUUGAUCAAGAAGUCCUUCUAAGUCAGAUGAGGGACAAGGAUGCUCGCAUAUCUGCGCUGGAGUCCAUGGUGGCGAGUCAAGAGGCGGGCUGGGAGGCACAGAGGAAGCUGAACGAGCAAAUGAUGGCGAUGAUGAGGAGCAUGAACCCGAACGCCAACGUCGACUUCCCGACCAUGCCAGACCCGGACUUCCAAACCCCGUAG